CCGACUUCCUACUGCCUCAAGAGCGAACAUUGAUGGUAGAAUUAAUGAAGAGGAGGCAUCGCGCCUAUGCGUUUAGCGACGAGGAGCGUGGCAGACUGAAUGUGGACAAGAUACCUAUGAUCCGCAUCCACACCGUGCCACACGAGCCUUGGAACAUGAGAGGGGCGCGAUAUCCUAACCUUGACGAGGAAAAGAAGGUGGUGGACUACCUCGACGGCAAGAUAACUACACACGUCGCAGACUAUUCUAGUGGACCGUAUGCGUCCCCGUGGUUUUGCUUCAUUAAGCAUAACGGGACGCUGCGAUGGGUGCAAGAUCUGCAGAGGUUAAAUGCGGUGACCCUGCGAAAUGUUGGAGGACUGUCAAAUGCGAAUGCUUUGUCGGAAUCCUUUGCUGGAAGACCUAUAAUUUCGCUUAUAGACCUUUACUCAGGAUACGAUCAGUUUCCGGUCUACCCGCCGGAUAGGCCGGUGACGGCUAUGCAUACGCCGCGAGGAUUAAUCCACAUGAACGUGGCCCCUCAAGGGUGGACCAAUGCGGUAACAAUGGUCCAACGGGCCAUGAUUCGGGUUAUGCAGUCAGUCAACUCCCAUAUUACACAGCCAUACAUCGACGAUUUGGCAGUGAAGGGGCCGGCAGUGAAGGAGAGCGAUGAAGUCUCACCAGGGGUAAGGCGCUUUGUUUGGGAGCAUAUCGAGGACCUCGAAAAAGUCCUGAGUCUGCUCGAGGAGCAUAACCUCACAGCGAGCGGGGCCAAAUCCAGACACUUCAUAAGGGAAGCGACUAUUUUGAGAUUCGUCUGCAGCGAGAAGGGUCGGAGGCCGGAUGUGAAGAAGACGGACAAGAUUACUGAGUGGCCAGUCCCGUUCCACACAGUAACUGAUGUCAGAAGCUUCCUUGGGGGAGUUCUAAUUCAGGCAGACAUGGAAGGAAAGGAAAGGCCCUUGCGAUUUGACAGCCGGAUUCCCUGUACGACGGAGAGAAACUACUCUCAGUUCAAGAGAGAGACCCUUGCCUUCCUCCAUUGUCUGCGAAUCUUUCGAAACUACAUCUUUGGCAGGAGGUUUAUUUUGAGAGUGGAUCCGACCGCCUUGGCGUACUCUCUAAGGAAUUACGUUCCAUCGGAUCCGACGGUUGCCAGAUGGCUGACGUACAUCUGGAUGUUCAAUUUCAAAUUGGAACGGAUACCUGGCAGUAAGAACCGGGCAGACGGGCUGAGUAGGAUCAACUGGGAUAAACAGGAAGGGGAGGCGGUGGAGGAUACGCCCCCAGUUGAUGGAUUUCUAGAUCAGGAAGAAGAUGUUCAUCUCCACAUCAAUAAGUGGUCGUCGCGAGUGCCCAGCUGUGUAGGCUAUCCUGUUUGGCAAACGCCAAGUGGGUAUGAACGGAGGGAUGAGCUAGUCCUUAAGCCCUUUAAGGAAGAGGAUCCCUGGGGUGGUAAGGAUGUUCAGUGGAUGAUGGAGCUAGCGCUGGCCAUCUCGCAUAGCCUGGUGGAGGAUAUGAGGACGAUUGAGGAAGGAGCUGGCCAGGUAGAACGACAUGAGGACCUGAUGGGAGGAAUGUAUCUCCUCGUCAAUACGUUAUUGCAGGAAAGCCUAGACCAGUCAGGCUCGUUGAACCCGGCAGGAAAUGUAGACGAAGUACCCGAGAGCCAGGACGACGAGUUCGAGGAAGCGGAAAUUAAGGAGACCUUUCGUGCAGAGGAAUACGAUGAGAUCUACCUAGAGCUGGGGCUUCUUCUGUCAUGUGAAAUGCGGCUGAGGGAUGCAAGCAAUAGGGCUCAGAGGAUGCUACAGCGCUACUUAGUGCGAGACGGUCACAUUUUCGAGCCACCUGUGGGGAGGGUUAUCCUGGAGCCAGAGGAGGCGAGAGCACAGAGACAGGCGGAGAGAGAGGCAUUCGAGUUCAGAGCUCCUACCGAGCUCGGGACACUGCCAGUGGCGGUGGCAGGCCCAGUCGUACCUUUGGCAGUAGAGGAGGGGCUCCCACCAUCUAGCAGUGAGACGGCUCAGGGCUCAGCAGAGGGAUCCAUGGGCGUGCUCCUUGAGGCGGUGCAUACUAUGCAGGAGGAGGUGAGUUUGUUUUCACCUGAGCAGAGGAUAGAGGAGCCUCUUGAGAGAAAGAUAGCGAUUGAGGCAGAGGGUGCCAUCGAGAGCGGGCUCCAGAGGAUGGGCACGUCUGAGUAUGGGCCAAAGGAGAUUGAGGAGCAGCCCAUGGCAGUGCCAUGAGAGACACUCGAGAGGAGACCUUAGAGGUUGGACACGCCUGAGUACGUCCCGGUGACAAGGGAUUUGAGGAGCAGA
This is a messenger RNA of Chara braunii, 2303 nucleotides long. The record is from the annotation of a GenBank genome assembly. NCBI's taxonomy places the organism in Eukaryota, Viridiplantae, Streptophyta, Charophyceae, Charales, Characeae.